Molecule: messenger RNA, 429 nt
Organism: Alnus glutinosa
Lineage: Eukaryota; Viridiplantae; Streptophyta; Magnoliopsida; Fagales; Betulaceae
Exons: 1
Coding region: 1-429 (142 amino acids)
Source: RefSeq, a predicted model, not a curated record
AUGUGCAUUUGGGGUUAUGAGGGUGACAUCUUAUGUCCAUUCUGCAGAGCAUGUAUUGAGUGUCGUGAUCAUUUGUUUUUCAAGUGUAGCUUCAGUCGCCGGAUUUGGAGGAAUGUGAUGCAAAGUUGCUUGGAACCUUUUCCAGUUGUGGAUUGGGAUGAUGUAGCUAUUUGGUGUAUAAUGCAGUUGAAAGGUAAAAGCCUUAAAACUAGGCUCUGCAAGUUGAGUCUAGGUGCUGUUGUUUAUCAUAUUUGGAUUCAACGUAACAAUUUGAUUCAUGGUAAUGUGGUGUAUUCAGAGGAAGGCCUUAUUGCAAGGAUCAAAUGGGAAAUCAGGUCAAGGCUUAUGGGGAAGGGGCAGUAUCGUAGAUCUAUGGUCAAUAUCCGUCUUCUGCAGAAUUGGAAUCUGCAUAACUUGUUGUUGGAUUGA